AUGAGGGUGCUGGUGAGGUCCUGGCAGUGGUUGAUGCUGACAUGGAACAAAGCUCAGUUCUGGGUUUUGUCGUCGGAACCCUACUUCUGCUUCCUUCUGACGGCCCUGGGAGUGACCGCCGGUGCCCAUCGCCUGUGGAGUCACAGGUCCUAUAAGGCCAAGCUGCCCCUGAGGAUAUUUCUGGCUAUUGCCAACUCCAUGGCUUUCCAGAACGACAUCUUUGAGUGGGCCAGGGACCACCGAGCCCACCACAAGUACUCAGAGACCGAUGCUGACCCCCACAAUGCCCGCCGAGGCUUCUUCUUUUCCCACAUCGGGUGGCUGUUUGUUCGCAAGCAUCGUGACGUCAUCGAGAAGGGGAGGAAGCUUGAUGUGACUGACCUGCUCGCUGACCCUGUGGUCCGGUUCCAGAGAAAGCUGAAAAUGGAAGUGGAGGCUGUGACCUUGACUGACACAGGAACCCUGUAUGAAAGGAAGCGUAGCUUAGUUCCCAUCAUCACCCCCCCGCCACCCCAUAUACUAGAGGGAGCAGUAGAGCCUCGCACCCUUCCUGUGUUGUGCUUCUUAGCUUUGUCACAUACUCAUCGAAACCCCUCAAAAAUGUGCUGUUGGAUGCCACAUGCCCUUUCUAUGUCUCUGGAGGUAUUUUGA
Messenger RNA from Carlito syrichta (Philippine tarsier), 651 nucleotides. It is a transcript of the gene SCD5, whose product is annotated as stearoyl-CoA desaturase 5. Lineage: Eukaryota; Metazoa; Chordata; Mammalia; Primates; Tarsiidae. The transcript has 5 exons. Gene Ontology annotation, molecular function: oxidoreductase activity, acting on paired donors, with oxidation of a pair of donors resulting in the reduction of molecular oxygen to two molecules of water. Gene Ontology annotation, biological process: lipid metabolic process. The record is from RefSeq and is a predicted model, not a curated record. Bases 1 to 651 code for a protein of 216 amino acids.